CCCAGCUUUGGGCUUUCCUGCCUUUUUUUUUUUUAUUCCCAGACUUUGCACAUUGGAAGCUCCCACUUGGCCCCUCCAAAUCCAGACAAGCAGUUCCUGAUUUCCCCUCCUGCCUCUCCCCCCGUGGAUUGGAAACAAGUGGAAGAUGCAACUCCAGUCAUCAACUACGACCUUUUAUAUGCAAUUUCCAAGCUAGGACCAGGUGACAAGUACGAGCUGCACGCGGCCACCGCCACCACCCCCAGCGUGGUCGUGCACGUGUGCGAGAGCGACCGGGAGAGCGACGGCGGCGACGAGGAGCCCAAAAAACCCAAACCCAAAAUCAUCCAGACCAGGAGACCCGAUUACACCCCUGCCCAUCUCAGCUGAGCUGCUGCUGCUGCUGCUGGGUUUGGCUUUUGGGUUUUUUUCCCAGUAGGAAACUUCCCAGGGGAAAAAAAAAAAAACAACCCCGUCGGGUUUGGCGGCAGCGCUCGAGAAAUUCCCCGUCUAAGAGAAAAAAUAAAGGAAGCUUCAUCCCGAUUUUUUUUGAGGCUGCAAGUUGAUCCCUGGGUGUAUUCCCAAAAUGGCUGGGAGAAGAUGAUAUUUGGAGACAAACCAAGACAAAAAUAGGGUUUCUUUUUGGGGGGUGAAGGAGCUUUUCCUUGCCUGACUCUUAAAUCCUCCGGUUGGAUGGAAAAACCUCGGGAUAACAGAGGAGGUUUUAAGGAUUAAAGUCCUUAAAACUCAAAAAAAAAAGUACUUUUUCUCAUCCUGCAUUUUGUGCAUGUGUAUUCUUGGUCUUCUAAAGUAACUUCUGAGUUAUUUUCUAGAGUUUCUCACGAGCUGGAAAUCGGGGAGGUUUAAAGUAUUUAUUAUCCCAGAUUUCCCUCUAGAUGUGUAAAUACAUAUAUUUAUAUUGGUUUUUAUUGGCACUGCUUUUCCAGCAGGCACAAAAUCCCUUCAGCCCCCCCUGAUUUAGGUGCUGUGGGGACCAGUGCUUUUAAAAAUGUUCACCUUUGAAAUGCCUCCAGUGGGGUUUUAUCUGGCAAAAAACAAUGGGGAAAAAAAAAAGGUGCAACGGGAGACUUGCUGAAAUGAAUGGAUUUUAAAUUAUUUAAGUUCUGGUAAUUUAUAUCUUCAAUGACAUUUGUUUGGUAGCUUUGACUUGGGGAGGGGGGGGAAAAAAGGACUUUUAAGGGUAUAAAUAAGGCUAAUGGUGCAUAUUCAGAAUUUUUUCAGUGAUGGAGGGACUUGAAUCUGCGUUUUUUUUGUGAGAAAAGGUUGAAUGGUGAUUGUAAAAUUACAGGGAGGAGAGAUGGUGCCUUUGCCUUGUCCAUUCCUACUACAGGCUGCACACUUGGAUCUUUUUCUACUGGCUUUGUACAUCCAGAACUCCCAAACUUUCUUAGCUUUGCCUCCAGACUGAGCUGGUGUGAAAUGCUUUAAUGCCAAGUAAUGCACAUUUAAAUCAUGGCAAUGUGUGGGAGAAGCUUUAGGGGUUUUAUAUGUUCCAGACAGUCCUGGUAAUUAAUCCAAAUUCCAAGGCAAAAAAAAAAAUCCAAAAAGAUGAGAGAGAAAUGUAUUUUAUUACUUGUUUUUUUAAAACUGGAGAUCCUCACCUUGAAACAGGUAUUUUUUUGGGAAGAGAUAGCAACUGAUUUUUGUGGAAAAUGUCAUUUAUGGGUCUUAGGAAGUUUGUUGGAAAGUUUUUAGGAAUCCAGACGUGGUUCCCUCCUGCUCUGCUUUUGCCACAGUUGGUCUGAGAAGGAGUUUGAAGCAAAUAUUGACUUAAACACCCUUGUUUUUUAUCAAUAAUACCUGUUUUAAAACCGAAGAUGUGGAAUGGAGCCAUCCCAAACUGGGAAACAAGGACUGGUGUUGCCAAGUGAAACGGAAACCAGUGACUGGAGAACAGGAAUAUGUGGAAUUUUCUGCUCUGGUUUUGAUCACUGUUCCCUGGAAACUGGAAAAAACCCUGGUCCUUGGUGUUAAAAAGACCUAAUUCCAUGUCCUGCUGGAGCUCUUGGAUGGACACAGAGGAAAAAUCAGGUUAUUUUGGGGGUACAAGACCCAGCUGGGGCCAUGUCCUGGCUGCCAGCCCCCAAAAGAAAGGAAUCAAGCAGGUUUGCCACAACUGCCUUUAAGCCUUUCCAAGAUUUAUUUUUCCACGUUUCUCCAGUUCCUGCUGGACUCAAGUGUCUCAUCCAGUUGAAAAUGGAAGAAUUCCUGUCCUUUCUCACCCAUGGCAAAUCCAAACACGACUUCUCCAUCACAGGGAGCUGCUCUUCUGUUCCCUAAAAAAAACCAACAGUGCUGCUUUUCAACUGAAAACCACCAAAAUCCGUGAUUUUUAACCAUUUCCUACACCCAGAAAGUGGCCACUGGGAAAGCCUGGAAAUCUUGGAAUGGUGACAGCGUGUCCCUGGUUGUGUCUCCUUGGCUUUUCCUGGUCCUUUUUCUUUUUAAUGUUCAACUGAAUGCUUGGUUGGUAUUUUCUACAGUUGUAUAGCACGGGGCAUAUUUAAAUUAAAAUAUUUUGUUGUCUUUCUUGUAA
This is a messenger RNA of Manacus vitellinus (golden-collared manakin), 2536 nucleotides long. RefSeq names its product regulator of calcineurin 1 (gene RCAN1). The annotation marks the transcript as partial. Lineage: Eukaryota; Metazoa; Chordata; Aves; Passeriformes; Pipridae. The record is from RefSeq and is a predicted model, not a curated record. The transcript is spliced from 2 exons. Gene Ontology annotation, biological process: calcium-mediated signaling. Gene Ontology annotation, molecular function: calcium-dependent protein serine/threonine phosphatase regulator activity. Gene Ontology annotation, cellular component: cytoplasm; nucleus.